Molecule: messenger RNA, 1027 nt
Organism: Caenorhabditis sp. 36 PRJEB53466
Lineage: Eukaryota; Metazoa; Nematoda; Chromadorea; Rhabditida; Rhabditidae
Source: the annotation of a GenBank genome assembly
AUGUCAACGGCCGUCAUUGUGAGUCGUCCUACCUCGCAGACAUCUUCAUAUUGUGGUCCUUCUCAUCCAAACAGAUGCUCUUUGUCAUCAUCCAAUUCUGAAUCCGUUCAUUUGAAGCCCAACACAGAGAAAGAGAAGCAGAGCGAUGUGAGUGAACUAUGUAUGUCAUCGCUUCUUAAAGUUAAGAGAAAUAUUUGAUAUUUUUACCUCUUUUUCAUUUUGACUUUGGUCUCAUCAUGAUCACGCAUUGAUUCUUCAAACUUCAUUUAGUCGCUGUCGAUCAGCUUACUAAUCUAUAAACUUUUGAAGCAGGGACAGAAUGAUUGAAACGAAAAUAGCUUUGACACUUAAUACUUUCAGUUUGACGAACUCGAGUUACGCAUCGAAAACUCUCUUCGCGAGCGAGAUGACCAGUGGAGAAAACACGAGAAGGCUCAAAUUCAGUUUCUGCAAACGGAAACCUCGAAUAUGCUGAAAUCACUGCAUAAUGAGAUCAACAGACUUUCUAAUGAGCUACGCGAGGAGAAAAGAAAAGCAGCAAGCGGUUAUUCUGAAGAGUCGGCCAAAAAAAUUGAAGAACUGGAGAGAAUGAUAAGUGAAAAGGACGUUUAUACGAAGGGAUUAGAAAAGAAGGUCACGACGACAAUUCAGAAGUUACAGGAGCAGAUUACGAUACAGGUAACCCUUAGGAAACAGGAACAAUAAAACACGUUUUGAAUUUUAGAGUGAUAGAAUCCGCCAGUUGAACGAGGAGCUGAACGACAGAAAUCAGACGGUGACCCAUUUGAGCCAACAAUUGCGUGCCAUCAAACUUCGAGAAGCCAUGGCCACUUCCACACACCGACGCCGUGCUUCUCAACAGAAUUCCUCGCCAGUCACUUCUCCAUCCAGUCCUCACAGAAUCUUCCCUCCGGUCUCAAGUGGUCUUCUCUCAGCAUCUGUAGCUGUCACUUAUCCAGGUGGAAAUCGUCUCAGCGUCCAGAGACGAUCCAACUCCGCAAUGCGUUCACCGACUAUGCCUAAUUGA